UUAAUAGUGUUUUAGUGAGAUUAUAAAGUCAUACCUGAAGGUCGGAGGGCUGCGGUGAACACCAGUGUCUCUGAGAGAAGCCAAUGGAGGAGCCAAGAUCACAGCUGCAGGAGGAGGUCGCAUAAUCCACUCAAGUCUCCGGGAAAGAAAGCAAGGAAUAAGGAAAACAUGGCCAAUGCUCAGGCUCCAGCCUCAACCCCAGCACCAGCACCUGCUAACCCUGAAGGCGGAGUUGAUGGAGCGCCGCCUCCAGUUGUCAUCAACAAGUAUUCCGAUGAGCAGCUCCGCACCAUCGUGAAGCGAAUGAGAGAGAGACUGGAGAUUUACAAGGAGAAAGUGACUGAUCAAAAUGCUUCAUCGCCAGAGAUCAGCCCGCCUGUCACACCGCUGUUGCGAAAAGACCACUACGCUCAAGUUCUCGAAGAGAGGAAAAGGGAAGCAGAGGAAGAGCGGAUAAAAAAGGAGGAGGCUGAACAGAAGAAGAAAGAGGAGCAGGAGAAGAAAAAGAAGGAGAAUGAGCAGAAAAAGAAGGACGAGGAGGAGAAAAAAAAGUUGGAGGAAAAAGACGUGAAAGAGGAGAAGAAAGACCUGACAGUCGUUUUAAAGGAGAAAAUAUGGAAUAUUGUGGAUGUCUUUUUAAAGCCCUUGGAGGACAGUAUGGAUUCUUUACUGGGAACCACCAUUGAUCCUUUUACAGAUCGUCGCUACAUCGCCUGGCUGAGUUUGGUGACGCUGGCCUUCAACUACAACACCUGGUUCAUCACUGUCCGCCUGUGUUUCCCCUACCACACCGAGCGCGCCAUCCCUUACUGGUUGGCCCUGGACACGCUGGCGGACCUGAUUUACCUGGCAGACAGCGUCCUCUUCCAGCCCCGCAAGCAGUUUGUCAAAGGGGGCGACAUCAUUAAAGAAAGAGCAAUGACAAAGAAGAACUACAGAGAAAACGAGAGAUUUAUGGUUGAUGUCCUGUCAGUCUUACCCUUCGACUUGCUCUACUUCCAAUUUGGGUUCAAAUCCAUUUUCAGAGCCAACCGCUUGCUGAAGGGAGCAACAUUUUUUGAGUUCAGCGACCGCUUGGAAAGUCUCAUGGCCAAGGCCUACAUCUGGAGAGUGAUUCGCACCAUCGGCUACCUCCUCUUUAUGCUCCACAUCAACGCUUGUUUGUACUACGUGGCUUCAGACUACCAGGGCAUCGGUAAAACCAAGUGGGUCUACUCCGGCCUGGGAAGUGCGUACCUGCGUUGUUACUACUUCGCUGUCCGCAGUCUGAUCAACAUCGGGGGUCUUAAUGAACCCCACACCGUCUUUGAGAUAACGUUUCAGAUGACUAACUUUUUCACGGGCGUCUUUGUGUUCUCCAGUUUGAUCGGACAGAUGAGAGAUGUCAUUGGUGCGGCCACAGCAGGACAGACUUACUUCCGCUCCUCCAUGGACGGCACUGUGUCCUACAUGGUGAACAACCGCAUCCCCUCCCUGGUCCAGAACAGAGUCCGCACCUGGUACACCUACACCUGGGACGCUCAGGGCAUGCUGGAUGAGUCGGAGCUGCUCGAUAAGAUGCCUUUGGUGAUGAGAACCGCCAUCGCUAUAGACAUCAACUUGAGCACUUUUCAAAAGAUUGAUCUUUUCAAGGGUUGUGACCAGCAGAUGUUGGUAGAUAUGCUACUCAGACUCAAGUCUAUCGUCUAUCUGCCAGGAGACUUUGUUGUAAAGAAGGGUGACAUCGGCAAGGAGAUGUACGUCAUUAAGAGUGGAGCGGUGCAGGUGGUGGGAGGACCUGACAACAGCAUUGUGUUUGUCACGCUGAAGGCCGGGUGUGUGUUUGGAGAAAUCAGCCUGCUGCAGUCAUCCAAAGACGGGGGAAACAGGCGGACAGCAAAUGUCAAAGCCUUCGGAUUCGCUAACCUUUUUGUCCUGGAGAAGAAAGACUUGUUUGAUAUUCUCGUCCACUACCCGGAGUCUCAGAAAGUGCUGGCCCGAAAGGGAAGGAAGUUAAUGAAGGCAAAGGGUCCGGCAGCUGCUAAAGCGGAAGAAGAAAAGAAGAAAGGACUCGCCCUUUUUGGACCCAAACCACCCACACCUAAACUACUGCGAGCCUUUGGUGGAGGGUUUAACAGAAAAACAUUGGACAAACUAAAAUCUUGUGCAGGCGGCCAGUGACGUCGCCUGUCUAUUUAUUUGACAACUCCGUUUUGGGAGGGACUGUGACUCUCAUUUUCAGCCUUUUAUAUUCAUACACCAUUUAUAUUUUUUCCGUCCGUCACAUUCGUAGUAGUUCAUAAUUGUAAUCACACAAUAAAUAUUGAGUGUUGUAUCCAAAUAAGU
Messenger RNA from Nerophis ophidion (straightnose pipefish), 2325 nucleotides. Its product is annotated as cyclic nucleotide-gated cation channel beta-3-like. The transcript is spliced from 18 exons. Gene Ontology annotation, cellular component: photoreceptor outer segment; intracellular cyclic nucleotide activated cation channel complex; plasma membrane. Gene Ontology annotation, molecular function: protein-containing complex binding; cGMP binding; intracellularly cGMP-activated cation channel activity. The record is from RefSeq and is a predicted model, not a curated record. Gene Ontology annotation, biological process: monoatomic cation transmembrane transport. Bases 169 to 2160 code for a protein of 663 amino acids. NCBI's taxonomy places the organism in Eukaryota, Metazoa, Chordata, Actinopteri, Syngnathiformes, Syngnathidae.